AUGAACCAUGAGCUUAGAAACUGUUCCUCUUUUCUCACCAACAAUAUCACUUACAGUUGCCAUAAUCCAUUCCCGAAUUGCACUAUAGCUGGAGGGUUUGAUCUCAAAACACUUGCCAGUAUCACCAUCAUCAUCAACAAUUCGUGCCCUUCUGAUUCCAGAUUAUACCCUGGUUACAAUUUCCCUAGCAUAACCAACGAUGCUUGUCAGAUCUUCUCUGGUGGUAACGAUUGGAAAAAAUAUCCUACAGACGAGGCUUGGGGAAGAGUUAUCGCUUGGAAAUUUGCACUAUAUCAAUUGGCUGCGUUGUUUCCUAGACUUCCUCUAAGAUUCAUUGUCGAGCUUUUUGUCUUGGCUCAUCUUAUGGGAGAUCCCAUCACCACCCUGAGAGAUAUUCUCGUCAAGUUCGAGACUUGUCAACAGCGUGGUACGAUGUGGAAGAAAUUUCUUGCAUCAUCAAAAAUCACUUGGCGCUCUCUGGGUCUAAGUGGGAAAGGAAAGCCCAGUACCCAUGAUGACAGACUAUGGAUGGCGCUUGCUGCAAUAUCGGAUGCAUACGGCGAAUGGGGCCCUGAUAUCCGCGAGGAAACAGAAAAUCUUAUUCGGGCACUUAUAGAGCCAAAACCUCGGAGAUCUCGUAAAUCCCGAUUGUGGUUCGUCAAGCUGUGUUUUGGAGUGGGAAACUCACUCGCGGCUGACCGCACGACGAAGUUUUUCCCGAUGAUUAUUGCACAGUUCUUCUUGGUAUUCGAUAUUGGUAUUGCCUUCUUCCCAGCAAAGGGUCGGGCACAGCGUACUGGCGCUUAUGUCAAUAUGGACGUGCUGUCAGUUGCGUUUGCCUCGCUGUUCUUUUGGCUUAUUCCUACCGUCGCUCUCGGUUCUAUUAUAGGUGUCUCCCAGUCGGCGCACAGCGUUCCAAGGAUUAUCUUACAAUUCAGCAAAAUGUCGAACAAGCCUGCCCUAGCACCACCAAACGUUUUGCAACAUGAUCGCGAACUAAAUGGAGGCAUCUACUCAUGGCAACCGAGACGACGCUCACGUAACUCUCGUGAUUCUAUCGCCGACUCGGACAGUGGACAAUAUCGUAGAGCAGGAGUUAUCGCCGACGUUCUGGUGUUCAUAAAAAGUUUCAAGCAUCAUAUCGCUCCAGCAUCCACCAUCGUCCCAAUUUUCAUUACGUCGCUUGCGUGCGUUACAGGUCUAAUUACUGCGUACCUUGUGCCCCCUUCAGGCUUUGAGUGUCGCCAUUUGGGUAUGCUCUCGAUAUUCUCGGCGUGGAUGCUCAGUUGGCUUUUCGGUCUCCUACUGCUUCCAUCCAGAAAUCAUCCCUGGCAUUUUCAUUUUGCUUUGGGAAAAGAUAUUGUCUUUGCAGUCGGUACCUUAGCAGGUCUAGCUCUAGGUCAAGCAGGUAUCUAUAAUCGUUGUUCUUGUUAUACGAUUUGGAAUGGUAAAGGCAUUAUCAUUCCCGGAUACGUCGACUUUCGCACAAUUCUCAAUUCUAGAAUUGUUAAAGAAUACCCAGCUAUAAUUAUCGGUGCUGGCAUCGGUUUUCGACUUCUACUUACUUGUACCUUUGCUAGUGUACUUGAAUUAUCGGCUUGCUUUCAAGGUGUUUCUGCGAGGCGAUAA
Molecule: messenger RNA, 1629 nt
Organism: Glarea lozoyensis ATCC 20868
Lineage: Eukaryota; Fungi; Ascomycota; Leotiomycetes; Helotiales; Helotiaceae
Exons: 2
Coding region: 1-1629 (542 amino acids)
Source: RefSeq, a predicted model, not a curated record